Messenger RNA from Psylliodes chrysocephalus, 3462 nucleotides. NCBI's taxonomy places the organism in Eukaryota, Metazoa, Arthropoda, Insecta, Coleoptera, Chrysomelidae. The record is from the annotation of a GenBank genome assembly.
AAAUCUGUCAACUGUCAACAUUGUCAUGUCAUUUAAAUUCCACAGUCCGGUUUUUUAUAGGUUAGCUUGAACUGAUUCAAAUAAAUUAAUAAAUACUAUUGUACUAAAUAAUUUCGCAUAAAAAUGGAAGUGUCCGAUGAAAAUAUACAAACUUUAAGCAGAUACCUACAAGAGACACUAAAUCCGGACAUAAAUGUUAGAAGACCAGCUGAAAAAUUCCUGGAAGGAGUAGAAGUAAAUCAGAAUUAUCCAUUGCUGUUGUUGAAUUUGGUCCACAAACCGGAAGCAGACAUGACUAUUAGAGUAGCCGGAGCUGUGGCUUUUAAAAAUUAUAUAAAAAGAAAUUGGUUUGUGGAGGAAGAUCAAACGGAUCGUAUACAUGCAACUGAUCGUUUAGCAAUCAAGAAUCUGAUUGUUACGUUAAUGUUGAGUUCUCCAGAAUCUAUUCAGAAGCAGUUAAGUGAUGCUAUAAGCAUAAUCGGAAAAACUGAUUUUCCAUUAAAAUGGCCUGAACUCAUAACUCAAAUGGUAGAAAAAUUUUCCACAGGUGAUUUUAAUGUUAUAAACGGAGUUUUAAGAACAGCACAUUCUCUGUUUAAAAAAUAUAGAUACGAAUUCAAGUCAAACGAGUUAUGGACGGAAAUAAAGUACGUUUUGCAAAAAAUAGCUCAACCUUUAACGGAUCUAUUAGUGGCCACUAUAAAUUUAUCGCAAACCCACACAAACGAUGUGAAUGCUUUGAAAGUAAUCUAUAGCUCUUUGGUGUUGAUUUGCAAAGUAUUCUAUUCGUUGAAUUUCCAAGAUCUCCCGGAAUUUUUCGAGGAUAAUAUUCAGAUUUGGAUGACGAAUUUCCACACUCUUCUCACUGUCGAAGUGCCAAGUUUACAAAAAAAUGACAGUGAUGAAGCUGGUGUAAUAGAACAACUAAAAUCACAAGUUUGUGAUAAUGUAGCUCUAUACGCUCAAAAAUACGACGAAGAGUUUCAACCAUAUUUGCCGCAGUUCGUUACAGACGUUUGGAGCCUUUUAGUUGCAACUGGCUUGCAACCCAAAUACGAUUUGCUCGUUUCGAAUGCUCUACAAUUUCUAUCAUCUGUAGCCGAACGAAAUCAAUACAGACAUUUGUUCGAGGACGACAACGUUUUGAGCAGCAUAUGCGAAAAAGUUAUUAUACCAAAUAUGGAAUUCAGGACAUCCGAUGAGGAAUUAUUCGAAGACAACCCCGAAGAGUAUACAAGAAGAGAUAUCGAAGGUUCUGAUAUUGAUACACGUAGACGAGCCGCUUGUGACUUAGUAAAUACUCUGAGUCAAAACUUUGAAAAGCGUAUAAUUGAAAUUUUCGGUCAAUAUUUACAAGUGAUGUUGGGAAAAUAUACGGAAAAUCCCAAGCAGUUUUGGAGAAGCAAAGAUGCUGCUCUAUAUUUGGUGACUUCAUUGGUUAGUAGAGGGUCUACUCAAAAACACGGUGUAACACAGACCAGCCAACUCGUUAACAUUACGCAAUUUUGUCAACAGCACAUUUUACCAGAAUUGGAACGACCUGAUGUCAACGAACUACCUGUACUGAAAGCGGAUGCCAUAAAAUAUGUAAUGACAUUCAGAUCGGUCUUACCCAGCGAUCUCGUGGUGUCUACCUUACCCCAGUUGAUAAGACAUAUUCCAAGCGAGAGCGCAGUAGUUCACACGUACGCCGCUUGCACUCUAGAGAAGAUUCUUAUUUUAAGAACCAACAAUCAACCGAUCGUUACAGGUGCACAAUUAGAGCCGCUAGCUACUGACCUUCUACGCAAUUUGUUUGGCGUGUUGCAACAGCCAGUUUCCGAAGAAAACGAGUACAUUAUGAAAGCUAUGAUGAGAACGUUCGCGACCUUACAGGAAAGGGUGAUUCCGUUUUUGGGUGUGGCUCUGCCGAAAUUGACAGAAAAAUUGCAGAUGGUGGCAAAGAAUCCCUCCAAACCCCAUUUCAACCAUUAUCUGUUCGAAAGCUUCUCGUUAGCCAUCAAAAUCGUUUGCAAAGCAAAUCCGGGCGCUGUUACGUCUUUCGAAGAUAUUCUUUUUCCGAUUUUCCAAGGGAUUUUGCAGCAGGACAUUCAAGAGUUUAUCCCGUACGUAUUUCAAAUACUGUCUUUAUUGAUGGAAAAUACGCCACAGGGAACAAUCCCGGAGCCCUACAUGCAGCUGUUGCCGUGCCUGUUGGCGCCGAUAUUGUGGGACAGACCUGCCAAUGUUAGUCCAUUGGUUAGACUGCUGACUGCAUUCGCUACUCAAGCUGCUCCACAAAUUGUGGCGCAAGAUAAAUUGAGCGGAUUUUUGGGAGUUUUCCAAAAACUGAUAGCGUCGAAAUCCAACGAUCACGAAGGAUUUUACCUCAUGCAGGGUCUGAUUCAACAUUUACCGAUGGAGGCUCUCGCUCCGUAUCAUAAGCAGAUCUUUUUCCUUCUGUUCCAAAGGCUGUCGUCCAGCAAAACUACUAAAUAUGUGAUAAAUCUGAUAGUAUUCUUUUGUUUGUACAUGGUUAAAUACUCACCGAACGAUCUGGUAUCGUUAAUAGAUGGAAUUCAAACGCAAAUGUUCGGCAUGGUGCUGGAAAAACUACUUAUAGCCGAACUGCAAAAAAUUGCGGGCGAUGUCGAAAGGAAAAUCGUCGCAAUCGGCGUGAUCAAACUGUUAUGCGAAUGUCCCGAAAUGUAUACAGGAACGUACCAAAAAUACUGGCCUCAACUGUUACAGGCCUUGCUCUCUUUCUUCGAAAUGCCGAGAGACGAAACCACGCUACCCGAUGACCAUUUCAUAGAAGUCGACGAUACUCCGACCUUUCAGACGGCCAGCGCUAAACUGAACUUCGCCAAUGGCGUCAAAAACGACCCUCUUCAGGCCAUCACAGAACCGCGCCAAUUCCUGGUCCAAAGUUUGGCAACGCUGGGUGGAUCACAACCAGGCCGUCUGCCUACGUAUAUCAAUAACACGAACGCUCAAACGCAAACUAUUCUGCAAGGAUAUUUGGCCAAGUUCGGAGUCCAACUGGUCUAACUUCUCCGUUACGGGUACCAAACGAAUAUUUUGUUUCAGACUGAAUUGUUUUAACCUUAAUUGUUAUCCGGGUGUCUUUCAGAGUGGAUUUUAGUCGAAUACUGUUUGGAAUAUAACAAAGUUUGAAUUGGAUGUUCUUAGAAUCUAGUUCUGAUGAUUGGUUACGUUUGUUCAAUGUACGCCGCUAAUGAAUCUGAAAAUUAGCUGCCGGGCUGUUAAAAAUUAGAUUCGGAGAACAUAAAUCGUUGUUUUGAAUUGUCGUUUGUUAUUAAAAAUCAAAUGUGUUAUUUUCCGGACGACAACAGAGCUCUGAAAGUAAAACUUGUUAUCCAGUAUCGAUGAGAAGUUUUUUUUAUUUAAUUGUACGUCUUUGUAGCAGUUAAUAAUAAUCUUAUGUCUCAAAAUUAUUUUUUAAUAAUAAACUUUACCCAA